AGUCAGUCGUGGCGCUGGACGGCUUCUGAGCGUCCGUGUCCGUCACGCGCCACCUUCCAUCUGGUUCCCGCAAUGCCGAUGUAUCAGGAAGAGUCUGACCCAUCUUUACAAGCUCUUGAGUCCCGCCAAGAUGAUAUUUUAAAACGUUUGUAUGAGUUGAAAGCUGCAGUUGAUGGUCUCUCCAAGAUGAUUCAAACACCAGAUGCAGAUUUGGAUGUAACCAACAUAAUGCAAGCUGAUGAGCCCACUACUUUAACCACCAAUGUAUUGGACUUGAAUUCAGUGCUUGGAAGGGAUUACGGGGCACUAAAAGACAUCGUGAUCAACGCAAACCCGGCCUCCCCUCCCCUCUCCCUGCUCGUGCUGCACAGGCUGCUCUGUGACCACUACAGGGUCCUGUCCACUGUGCACAUGCACUCAUCAGUCAAGAGUGUACCUCAAAACCUUCUCCAGUGUUUUGGAGACCAAACUAAAAAACAGCCCCGUCAAGAAUAUCAGCUUGGUUUUACUUUAAUUUGGAAGAACGUGCCGAAGACUCAGAUGAAAUUCAGUGUUCAGACGAUGUGCCCCAUCGAAGGAGAAGGGAACAUUGCACGUUUCUUGUUCUCUCUGUUUGACCAGAAACAUAAUGCUGUAAAUUCAACCCUCAUAGAUAGCUGGGUAGACAUCGCUAUUUUUCAGUUAAAAGAGGGAAGCACUAAAGAAAAAGCUGCUGUUUUCCGCUCCAUGAACUCUGCUCUGGGGAAAAGCCCUUGGCUCGUUGGGAAUGAACUCACUGUGGCAGACGUCAUGCUAUGGUCAGUGCUCCAGCAGACGGGAGGCUGCAGUGCUACAGUGCCAGCCAAUGUGCAGAGGUGGAUGAGAUCUUGUGAAAACCUGGCCCCUUUUAACACUGCCCUCAAGCUCCUUAAGUGAAUUUCAGUAGCUAACUUUAAAAAGAGUUUAGAAUUUAAGAAUGGUGCUGUUUCAUGCCUGUUGUCAGUUAAAGGGACUUGUAUUAGAACCAAAGUCUUUUUAUUUAGGCCAGUUGUCAAGUACCAAUAAAAGUAUCAUGUAAUUU
Molecule: messenger RNA, 1060 nt
Organism: Carlito syrichta (Philippine tarsier)
Lineage: Eukaryota; Metazoa; Chordata; Mammalia; Primates; Tarsiidae
Gene: AIMP2
Product: aminoacyl tRNA synthetase complex interacting multifunctional protein 2
Exons: 4
Coding region: 73-915 (280 amino acids)
Cellular component (GO): aminoacyl-tRNA synthetase multienzyme complex
Source: RefSeq, a predicted model, not a curated record